Megalops cyprinoides (Indo-Pacific tarpon) is the source of this 3655-nucleotide messenger RNA. Its product is annotated as unconventional myosin-Ie-like. The transcript has 29 exons. Bases 233 to 3601 code for a protein of 1122 amino acids. The record is from RefSeq and is a predicted model, not a curated record. Gene Ontology annotation, cellular component: actin cytoskeleton; cytoplasm; myosin complex. NCBI's taxonomy places the organism in Eukaryota, Metazoa, Chordata, Actinopteri, Elopiformes, Megalopidae. Gene Ontology annotation, molecular function: ATP binding; microfilament motor activity; actin filament binding. Gene Ontology annotation, biological process: actin filament organization; vesicle transport along actin filament.
GUGUGAAGUUGUUGCGAUCUAGCUACAAUAGCCAUGGACAGGAGGAACUCUGGGCUUUGAGAGGAGCCUGAGAAGAACUCUGCGUACUUUGGAGAACAACUUGGAUUUUACUUUUAUUCUCUCGUAUUAAUAUUGUCAUUAUUAUCGAAUUUCCCAGAUUUAGUUCAAAAAUAAAAUAGUACUGAGAAAGCAUCCUCACAAAAGGCAAACCAUACCGUUUGAGAAGAUAAUAAUGGGGAGCAGGGGGCACUACCGGUACCACUGGCAGAGCCACAAUGUCAAGCAGAGUGGGGUGGACGACAUGGUCCUGCUCACCAAGAUCAACGAGGACGCCAUUGUGGAGAACCUCAAGAAGAGAUACAUGGACGACUACAUUUUUACAUACAUUGGGCCUGUACUCAUCUCUGUCAACCCCUUCAAGCAGAUGCCAUACUUCGGGGACAAGGAGGUGGAGAUGUACCAGGGGGCGGCCCAGUAUGAGAACCCCCCUCACAUUUACGCCUUGGCCGACAACAUGUACAGAAACAUGAUGAUUGACCGGGAGAACCAGUGUGUCAUUAUCAGUGGAGAGAGUGGCGCUGGGAAGACCGUGGCAGCGAAGUACAUCAUGAGCUACAUCUCCAGAGUGUCUGGUGGAGGGCCCAGAGUCCAGCACGUCAAAGACAUCAUCCUCCAGUCAAACCCCCUGCUGGAGGCCUUUGGGAAUGCCAAGACCCUCAGGAACAACAACUCCAGCAGAUUUGGGAAAUACUUCGAGAUCCAGUUCAGCUCAGGCGGAGAGCCAGACGGCGGGAAAAUCUCCAACUUCCUGUUGGAAAAGUCACGGGUCGUCAUGAGAAACCCCGGGGAGAGGAGCUUCCACAUAUUCUAUCAGCUCAUAGAAGGAGCCAGCGGUGAUCAGAAGAGCCAUCUUGGCAUCACAGAUUUAGAUUACUACAGUUACCUCAAUCAGUCAGGGUCCUACAAAGUGGAUGACAUCAACGACAGGAGUGAUUUUCAGGAGACAAUGCAUGCCAUGGGUGUGAUCGGGAUCAAGCCGGAGGACCGCGCCCUGGUCCUGCAGAUCGUGGCAGGGGUGCUGCACCUGGGCAACAUCAGCUUCAAAGAGGCGGGGAACUACGCCGCGGUGGAGAGCGAGGAGUUCCUGGCAUUCCCUGCUUACCUGCUGGGCAUCGAUCAGCAGCGCCUGAAGGAGAAGCUCACCAGCCGCACGAUGGACAGCAAGUGGGGCGGAAAGUCAGAGUCCAUCGACGUGACGCUGAACGUGGAGCAGGCCUGCUACACCCGUGACGCCCUCUCCAAGGCCCUGCAUGCCCGAGUCUUUGACUUCCUGGUGGAGUCUAUCAACAAGGCCAUGGUGAAGGACCACCAAGAGUUAAAUAUAGGGGUAUUGGAUAUUUAUGGUUUUGAAAUUUUCCAGAAAAAUGGGUUUGAACAGUUCUGCAUCAACUUUGUGAAUGAAAAACUCCAGCAGAUCUUUAUAGAACUCACACUGAAAGCUGAGCAGGAGGAGUAUGUACAAGAAGGCAUCCGAUGGACCCCCAUAGAGUACUUCAACAAUAAGAUCGUGUGUGACCUCAUUGAGAGCAAGAAUCCUCCAGGUAUCAUGAGUAUCCUGGAUGAUGUGUGCGCCACCAUGCAUGCAGUGGGCGAGGGUGCAGACCAGACCAUGCUGCAGAAGCUGCGAAUGCAGAUCAACUCCCACGAGCACUUCAACAGCUGGAAUCAGGGCUUCAUCAUUCACCACUACGCCGGCAAGGUGUCCUACGACGCGGAGGGCUUCUGUGAGAGGAACCGGGACGUUCUGUUCACAGACCUCAUCGAGCUGAUGCAGAGCAGUGACAUAUCUUUCAUCCGGGCCAUGUUCCCUGAGAGCCUCAACGCGGACAAGAAAGGCAGACCCACUACGGCAGGCAGCAAGAUCAAGAAACAGGCCAAUGACCUGGUGGGCACCCUGAUGAAGUGCACCCCACACUACAUCCGCUGCAUCAAGCCCAACGAGACCAAGAAGCCCAAGGACUGGGAGGAGUCGAGGGUCAAACACCAGGUGGAGUACCUGGGCCUAAAGGAGAACAUCCGUGUGCGACGUGCUGGGUACGCCUACAGGAGGGUCUUCCGGAAGUUCCUCAACAGGUACGCCAUCUUGACCAAGGAGACCUGGCCGACGUGGCGCGGGGACGAGAGGCAGGGCGUUCUCCACCUCCUGCGCUCCGUCAACAUCGACCAGGACCAGUUCCAGCUGGGGCGCACCAAGGUCUUCAUCAAAGCCCCCGAAUCGCUCUUCCUGCUGGAGGAGACCAGGGAGCGCAAGUUUGACGGCUACGCCAGGGCCAUACAGAAAGCCUGGCGCAAGUACGUGGCCCGCAAGAAGUACGUCCAGAUGAGGGAGGAAGCCUCCGACCUCCUGCUGAACCGGAAGGAGCGGCGGAGGCACAGCCUCAACAGGAACUUCGUGGGGGACUACCUGGGCAUGGACGACCGUCCCGAGCUGCGCAAGUUCCUGGGCAAGAGAGAGAAGAUCGACUUCGCCGACAAAGUCACCAAAUACGACCGCCGCUUCAAGGGCAUUAAGAGAGACCUGAUCCUGACCCCGAGGUGUGUGUACCUGAUUGGUCGGGAGAAGGUGAAGCAGGGCCCGGAGAGAGGUCAGGUGACCGAGGUACUGAAGCGCAGGAUCGAGGUGGAGAAGAUCCUGGGCGUUUCUCUCAGCCCCAUGCAGGACGACUUCCUGAUCCUUCACGAGCAGGAGUACGACAGUCUCCUGGAGUGCACCUUCAAGACCGAGUUCGUCAGUCUUCUGGCUCGCAGGUUCGAGGAGAAGACGCAGAGGAAACUGCCUCUGAAGUUUUGCACCACACUGGAUGUGAAGCUGAAGAAGGAGAGCUGGGGGCCCUGGAGCGCCGGGGGCUCCCGCCAGGUGACGUUCAUUCAGGGCCAGGGUGACCAGGCUGUGCUGCGGCCGUCCAAUAAGAUGCUGCAGGUCAGCAUUGGGCCAGGACUGCCGAAGAACACACGCCCCACCAAGAGGAGCUUCACUCAGAGCCGGUCCAGUGUGCUCAGAAGCCACCAGAGCUACCCAACCAGAGCUGCUCCUGGACCCCCAGUAGGCCAGCAAAAUGGGGUACUGAAAAAUACCGGUUAUUUGGCCAACCAGAGGAAUGCCUUCUCACACCAGCAGUCCAAUCACAGGCCUCUGUCUGGUAGUAUGACCCACCCCUUCCUGCCGUCGGUUGCCAAUGUCAACCCACUGAAGGGCAGAAACAGCAGAGCACAGCCCAACUUGGACUGCCUCAGAGUGCCGGAGCAGGGAGCAGCGGGUAACAGAGACGGACACCCCAAAGCACAUGGAGGAACAGCCCGCAGACAGACGGUCAGCCGGCCCACACCAGGAGGUGGCCGCCCCAAACCCGCCCCAAAGCCCAAGCCCCAGGUGCCGCAGUGCAGGGCCUUGUAUGCUUACGAUGCCCAGGACACCGAUGAGCUCAGCUUCAACGCAGACGACAUCAUUGACAUCAUCAAGGAAGACGCCUCAGGGUGGUGGACAGGAAGACUGCGUGGGAAGCAGGGCCUGUUCCCCAACAACUACGUCACCAAGGUGUAGAUCCACAGAAGAGGGACAUCAGGGCCUCCUGCAGGAAGAGGCAGAGAGAGGGAG